This is a messenger RNA of Xyrauchen texanus (razorback sucker), 1056 nucleotides long. RefSeq names its product trace amine-associated receptor 13c-like. Gene Ontology annotation, molecular function: trace-amine receptor activity. Bases 1 to 1056 code for a protein of 351 amino acids. Gene Ontology annotation, cellular component: membrane. The record is from RefSeq and is a predicted model, not a curated record. The transcript is spliced from 2 exons. Lineage: Eukaryota; Metazoa; Chordata; Actinopteri; Cypriniformes; Catostomidae. Gene Ontology annotation, biological process: G protein-coupled receptor signaling pathway.
AUGAAAGGACUAGAAAGAGAGCAGAACAAACUCCUAACUGGAGGAGAGUUACUCAUGGGCUAUGAGACUGAAGAUCACGAGACUCAAUACUGCUUUCCAGCCAUUAACUCAUCGUGUAUCAAGGAGAGGCGCUCUAUAUAUGAAUACAAUGUCAUGUACUUGUUUUUUUCAUUGCUGUCAGCAUGUACUGUGUUUCUAAACCUGUUGGUGAUCAUCUCCAUCUCUCACUUCCAGAUGCUCCACACUCCAACCAACCUGCUCAUUCUCUCUCUGGCUGUGGCCGACCUGCUUGUUGGACUAAUUAUCAUGCCCAUAGAGGCCAUUAAGUUGAUUGAGACAUGUUGGUAUUAUGGAGACACUGUUUGUGGACUAUUUAUGAUAAUCACUGGGUUGCUCCUCUCUGCAUCUCUUAGUAAUUUAGUUUUAAUUGCUGUUGAUCGUUAUGUGGCUGUGUGUCUCCCUUUACUGUACCCACAGAAAAUAACCACAACUAAAACUAUAGUGAGCAUCUGUAUUUGCUGGUCUUGCUGUUCAGCUUACAACAGUGCCUUUGUAAUUAGUAACGGAUAUUAUACCUUACAUAGAAAAGACGUUUGUUAUGGCAAGUGUACUGCUAUGAUUACAUCUGCUUGGAUAUUCACUGAUUUGACAAUUUCCUUCUUGUUUCCUUGUACUGUGAUCAUCACUGUAUAUUUGAGGAUAUUCUAUGUCGCUCAUCGGCAAGUGAAAGUUAUAAACUCUCUGUUUAAAAGUGGAAAAUGUGUAAUGGAAGGUUCUGUGAGGAGGAAAUCCGAGAACAAGGCUGCUCUAACAUUAGGAAUCAUUGUGGCAAUAUAUCUGCUUUGCUGGAUUCCAUAUUAUAUAUUAUCUCUAACAGAAAGUACAGUAAUCUCUACCACUACAAUAUCAAUUCUAUCAUGGGCCUUGUAUAUUAACUCUGGCUUGAAUCCUCUUAUUUAUGCAUUUUUUUAUCACUGGUUUAAAAUGUCAAUUAAAUACAUCUUAACUCUUAAAAUAUUUCAAACAGCAUCAUCCCUUAUGGAUAUCUUUACCUGA